This is a messenger RNA of Juglans regia (Persian walnut), 1648 nucleotides long. Its product is annotated as dehydrodolichyl diphosphate synthase complex subunit NUS1. Gene Ontology annotation, molecular function: ditrans,polycis-polyprenyl diphosphate synthase [(2E,6E)-farnesyl diphosphate specific] activity. The transcript has 9 exons. Bases 473 to 1303 code for a protein of 276 amino acids. Lineage: Eukaryota; Viridiplantae; Streptophyta; Magnoliopsida; Fagales; Juglandaceae. Gene Ontology annotation, cellular component: endoplasmic reticulum membrane; dehydrodolichyl diphosphate synthase complex. The record is from RefSeq and is a predicted model, not a curated record.
CUCGGUGUUUUUCUCCCUUAAUACACUGUCAUUGGAUUAUAUCUGAUUGGAUUAGCUAAGGAAUAAUUUUAUGGUUUUGAGUACAGUACCAAGCACCUACCAGUCAAACCGCCCUCUCUCUUUUCCCAUUUUCUCUUUUUUGGCCCAAUUUUCCUUGUUUCUCUCCCUCCUCUCCAUAACUUUUAUCUUACCUCUUCGCCAUUUUCUCUCCGUGUUUGCUUCCAGAAAUUUGUUUGUCGUUUCCUUACUGGUGGUUGUCGUCCCAGGUGCUUGAGAUUUCAUUUUCCCUCUCUGAUUUUUCGUUUUCCUUGCUGGGCUGACUCUCUCUCUCGGUAGCAAGUGUCCUUGGGUAAAAUUUCGUGCUUCUCAUUUUUCAUUUACUGACCGGAGCUCACGCUAGCUUCGUCACUAGUUCCCGUCAACAGCAUUGACACUGACGUUGCUGCCAGUCCACUUCUGCACUGCCAGACUAAUGGACUCUCGAGAAGAAAUGCAGAAGGCGAAACGUUCGAUUGCUCAAGUAAGAUGCCAAGAGCAUGAGCUUCUUGUUUGGUGCAAUUUAUUUACUAGGCUGGUGCAGAUUGGCAGUUUUGGGCUUCAAUUCCUGUGGUGUAUUCUGCAUUUUAUUGUCAGCAUAUGGUACUUUCUGUUGGAGGUAACUCAUGUGGUCGAAAGUACCCUUAUUUCUAGUGGACUACUGAAGAACUACAAAGCCCUUGAUUUAGGCAAGCUCCGGUACCUCGCCAUUGUGGUAGGAAGUGAAGAAGCUUACCAAACUGCUAAGGUCACUAAACUUUUACAGUGGCUGGAAGCAAUUGGCAUGAAGCAUGUGUGCCUUUAUGAUAUGGAAGGAGUAUUAAAGAAAUCAAAAGAAGCCAUCUUGGAGAAAAUGAGCAAUACAACAGUAUUUCAGGAAGCUGAUGAAAAUGAUAAGCUACUUGACCAAAAACAUAUGACGCUAGAAUUUGCUUCAUACUCUGAUGGAAAGGAAGCAGUGGCUAAAGCAGCUAACUUACUUUUUGCCAAGUAUUUACAAUCAGCUAAUUCUGGUGGAGAUCCGGAUGAAGAAAGAAUAUUUAAUGAACCUCACAUGAAUGAGGCGCUAAGAGCUGUUGGUAGUGGAGGACCAGAACCUGACCUCCUCUUGGUAUAUGGACCUGCAAGAUGCCACCUAGGUUUUCCUGCAUGGAGGAUUCGAUAUACCGAGAUUGUACACAUGGGAUCAUUGAAGUCCAUGAGAUAUGGUUCCCUAAUAAAGGCCAUUUACAAGUUUACCAUGGUGCGCCAGAACUAUGGUAAGUGAGAAACUGUAGUUGGAGGUCAUCAUCUUGAAUAAGUGGUGCCAUUGAAUACUGCAGGGAUUCUCAAGUUUGUCCGCUUUGUAUCAACUUUUGUCUUGUACAUGUUGGCUGUUUUGGACACAGGAUCCCAUAAGUGGAUAUUAACAUACCUUAAUGCUGCUGAGAAAAAAUAAUAUCUCUACAGCUGAACACCUCCUACACCCCCCCGCUCAUGCCUGCAUCAUGAAUAAUGAGUCAUCAUCUUGUAUUUAUUUAUACUACUACUCUACACUUCGUUUCUAAUUCCCUAUUUUUCUCUGAGGAUUUUUACUAUUUGUGAAUAAUAAAGUUACAACUAUCUGAUGUUA